AUGACCUCAAUUCGCUCGGUAGAGAAAUGGUCCCGGGGGUCUGCUAAGAAGGUCUAUGAGGAAGACGUCUUUGACCCCGCCAUCCAUCUCGACUAUUCGCCACCCGAGAAACAGUUUACAAUGAAAGACUUGCUCCUGGACCAAGGACCGUCUGCCUCCUCCAUUGCAGGAACAACACCAUUUCCACUGUUGUCACGCGAGGGCGUGAGGGCCUACAGGAGGGGCUUGUUUCAGCAAAACGUGCUCGACAACUGCGCGAGCUCGCCCUUUCCAGGGACUUUGGUUCUGCGUGACGUCGAGAAGCAGUCCAAGUUCAUAAAGGACUUCUGGACGCACCCGCAGACUGUCCGCAUCGUGUCCGAAGCCAUGGGUGUUCCACUGGAAGUGGUAAUGCCCACAGAGAUUGGACACACCAACAUCCAAGUCGAGGGGGCCACGGUUUCAGAAAUGACCAGGAAGCUCAAGGUUGAGCCCUCGGCGGAAAAGGUCGAGUUGAGUGCAGAGGAGCGCGCCUAUGACCCGCUAAAGGAUUCCAGCGCCAUCAUCCCGUGGCACUACGAUUCGUAUCCCUACGUGUGUGUCCUGAUGUUGAGCGAGACUGAAGGCAUGAUCGGGGGAGAAACGUAUAUUAAAAAGGGCGAUGGGACAUCGCAAAAGGUUGAAGGACCCCGGAUCGGUCACGUUGUGAUGCUCCAAGGCGGCAAGGUCCAGCACCUGGCUGCUCGAGCCAGAGGCGUCAAGGAACGCAUAUCCACCAUCACUUCCUACCGGUCAAGCGUGCCUACAGUCUACGACUCCAGCUAUAUGACCAACAUCCGGCCCUACGCAAACCUGAACAGCCUCUAUCCCCAGUGGACCCAGUACCGGUUGCGGAAAAUGAGAGAUGAGAUUAACAACUACCUUGACCAAAUUGAGAAGGAACCAGAGUUGACUCUAGACAGGGUAGGGCUGGAAAGCUUCAUCAACGAGCAAGUAGGCUAUCUUCGACGCACCUCGCGGCAGAUGAUUGCGCCCGAGGACCAGAAGCGGAUGCUGAAGAAGUACGGCAUGGCGGCGUACUAUGAUGCGCCCAAGAUAUGGAAGCGAGUGCAAUCUCUGCCAGACUUUGAGAAAAUAGCUUCCUCUGCAGACAGGGAUCGCGUCUGGAUGCCGCAGAGCGUCUACUGGACGGAUCUUCAGAGCUCCAUUGAAGCCUUUCGUUUGGGCAAGUCUCUGAAGAGCACGAUGGGCAGUUUCACCUGGGACUACAGAAGGGAGUACUUUAUGGGUGAUGAGCUGCUCCGUCAAGGGCUCAAUGAGAUGUUUCUGGAUUGGUUGGGGGCAUCCGGGUUGUGGGAUUUGUAUUGCAACGUGGCUUGA
Molecule: messenger RNA, 1359 nt
Organism: Fusarium keratoplasticum
Lineage: Eukaryota; Fungi; Ascomycota; Sordariomycetes; Hypocreales; Nectriaceae
Exons: 4
Coding region: 1-1359 (452 amino acids)
Source: RefSeq, a predicted model, not a curated record